This is a messenger RNA of Arachis stenosperma, 914 nucleotides long. RefSeq lists its product as uncharacterized. The transcript has 6 exons. The record is from RefSeq and is a predicted model, not a curated record. NCBI's taxonomy places the organism in Eukaryota, Viridiplantae, Streptophyta, Magnoliopsida, Fabales, Fabaceae. The coding region runs from base 82 to 528 and encodes 148 amino acids.
ACAAUAUGAAUAAUAAACAAACAAAUAAAUAAGGAGCAAGAGAUUAUUUUUUUAUGCCAAACAAAAAUAUCUGCGAAUCCGAUGAUAAAGGAUGCGUGGCUUACAGAAGCCCAAGAGGCCAUAAACUCUUUGGAAGACUUAGAGACCAAACUGAAUCUCAAUUUCAAUUCCAGUGAUGCUGAAUCCAUACUAGUGAACAUUGGAGUGAAGCUCGAUCGUCUUGAAUCUCUGCUCCUUAAUCCUCCCACUAGACCCAUCUUAACUAAUGAAGACCUGGAUUUCCGUUGGAAGAUGCUUUCAGACAUUCAGCUAAGAACCAGAACACUCGCUCGUUCUGUUUCUGCAUCAUUAACAUGCCCAAACAGGCCAAGCAAUGUUCCUGAUAUUGGUAGCAAUGAUAACACUGACCGUUAUAACCAAGAUUUGAUGAAAACCGUAUACUCCCAAGAUCAGAAAGAGUUGAUGAAACCUCUUCUUUAUGAUGAUGAAAACCGAAGUCAGGUAGAGAAUCUGUUUUUUGUGGCCUAACAGCAGAAUGAACUACUCAGUUUUAUGUCAAUGAUUUCACUAAGGAAAGCUUGCUCUACUUUCUUAUUGUUCUUGGGACUAGUUGCACUCCUAUUUCUUGUGGUUCUCCUCUGCACAACUAUGUAGCUUAUCACAUCCAUAUAUGAAGAAUCAUGAUAUGAUGGAUUUGUGCCAUUAAAUGUGUAUAUAUUCUGUAAAGGGUAUACAUUUUUAUGUCCAAUCUAUUUUUCAUCUUAAGGGGAGAAUCUUGUCUUGUGUUCAGCUAACUUGAAUGAAGAAAAACAUUAACUUUUCGUUAGUCGCUAUUGUAGCAUCCAAUUUUGAAGUAUUCAACUUUAUAACUAUUGUUGUAUACAUCAACAUUAGUCUCUUAUUGUAGCAUUGUU